Messenger RNA from Microtus oregoni (creeping vole), 3942 nucleotides. RefSeq names its product WD repeat domain phosphoinositide-interacting protein 2. The transcript has 12 exons. Lineage: Eukaryota; Metazoa; Chordata; Mammalia; Rodentia; Cricetidae. The coding region runs from base 216 to 1553 and encodes 445 amino acids. Gene Ontology annotation, molecular function: phosphatidylinositol-3-phosphate binding; protein binding; phosphatidylinositol-3,5-bisphosphate binding. The record is from RefSeq and is a predicted model, not a curated record. Gene Ontology annotation, biological process: protein lipidation; protein localization to phagophore assembly site; nucleophagy. Gene Ontology annotation, cellular component: extrinsic component of membrane; phagophore assembly site membrane; cytosol.
UCGCGCAAGCGCGUAGCCCGUCCCGGCUCUGGAGCAUAAACAAGAGUGCGGACGGGAUGAGGCGGCGGUUGGUCCCCGCUCAGCGAGUGGCGGCGAGCGAGGGCGCAAGCCGGACCGGGCGCAGAUCCUGAGUGGAACACGCUCCCGCGGGCCGCCCGAGUUGCGCCGCGCGCGCUCCCGCGAAGGGGGUCCGAGCCCGUCGCGCGCGCGCAGCCAUGAACCUGGCGAGCCAGAGCGGAGAGGCCGGCGCCGGCCAGCUGCUGUUCGCCAACUUCAACCAGGAUAACACGUCCCUCGCGGUUGGUAGUAAGUCCGGGUAUAAGUUUUUCUCCCUUUCUUCUGUGGAUAAGCUGGAACAGAUCUAUGAAUGCACUGACACAGAAGAUGUGUGCAUCGUGGAGAGAUUGUUUUCAAGCAGCUUGGUAGCCAUCGUCAGCCUCAAAGCUCCCAGGAAACUGAAAGUUUGCCACUUUAAGAAGGGAACUGAAAUAUGCAACUACAGCUACUCCAACACGAUACUGGCUGUGAAGCUGAACAGGCAGAGGCUCAUUGUGUGUCUGGAGGAGUCACUCUAUAUACACAACAUCCGGGACAUGAAGGUACUUCAUACCAUCCGAGAGACACCCCCAAACCCUGCAGGCUUGUGUGCACUGUCAAUAAACAACGACAAUUGCUACUUGGCGUACCCAGGGAGUGCGACCAUCGGAGAGGUGCAGGUCUUCGACACCAUUAACUUGAGAGCUGCAAACAUGAUCCCGGCUCAUGACAGUCCCUUAGCAGCCCUGGCUUUUGACGCAAGUGGGACCAAGCUUGCCACUGCUUCUGAGAAGGGGACUGUGAUCAGGGUAUUUUCCAUUCCAGAGGGACAAAAGCUGUUCGAGUUCCGAAGAGGAGUGAAGAGGUGUGUGAGCAUCUGCUCCCUGGCCUUCAGCAUGGACAGCAUGUUUCUCUCCGCAUCCAGCAACACCGAAACUGUGCAUAUCUUCAAACUUGAGGCCGUGAGGGAAAAACCUCCAGAAGAGCCCACCACCUGGACUGGCUACUUCGGGAAGGUGCUUAUGGCAUCUACCAGCUACCUGCCCUCACAAGUGACAGAAAUGUUCAACCAGGGCAGAGCCUUUGCCACUGUCCGCCUACCAUUCUGUGGCCAUAAAAACAUCUGCUCAUUAACCACAAUUCAGAAGAUCCCACGGUUGCUGGUGGGAGCAUCAGAUGGCUAUUUAUACAUGUACAACCUGGACCCCCAGGAAGGUGGCGAGUGUGCCCUGAUGCGUCAGCACAGGCUCGAUGGCAGCAUGGAGACGACCAGCGAAAUUGUAGACUCUGCCUCUCACGACUGCCCCUUAGUAACGCAGACGUACGGCGCAGCAGCUGCCAAAGGUGCCUAUGUGCCCUCCUCCCCAACGAGGCCUGGUAAAGGGCAGGACACCAACUUAGAAGCCUACACAGAUGACCUGGGUGCCGUGGGGGGCACUUGCCUGGAGGAUGAAGCCAGCGCCCUGCGCCUGGAUGAAGACAGCGAACAUCCUCCCAUGAUUCUCCGGACUGACUGAUCCUGACCUGUGAACUCUGGCCCAGGAGCAGAGGACACUGGCCUGGCAGAGGACUUGUGCAUUGCUGCUAUGAACUUUGACCUGAAUUGAGGGAGAGGAUGGCAGAGAUUUUAAAGCGGAGAGAUUGUAGUUCUAGUUUAUCCAUACUGUCGAGAAAAUACACUGUUUUCACUUCAGUGACUUUAAUCCUGCUUAUGAAUUUUAGCUUUUUAUUUUCUCUCACUCUUUUUUUUUUUAUUUUUUUUUUCUUGCCAAAAUUAACUGGUGAAGUCUGGCGUCUCCUUGCUUUGCAUGCGUGAUGUGCCAAGCCAGCAUAGGAGAGCCACCCCAUAGCAAGCAGAGCGGUCAGGUCUCAUGGCAGGGCCCGAAUGAAGAUGGCUCUGUGUGCCGUGAUCCUGCAGGGGCAGGGCCCAGCCGCCCACUGAGACAGCCCCACCUGGACCAUUUUCCUCCAGUUUAUAUUCUCUUUCCAGAUUGAAUCAUUCUGGAACUAGCUUUCUCCAUGGGGGACUGUUGUGUGGGGUCUUGUUCUCCAUGGGGAUCUUGAGGGAGAGGCAGUUUCUCCUCUGCACCUUCUUUUCUGGCAAUGUGCCGGGGCAGCCUGGAGCCAAGGAAGGCAAUCUCAUUUGUGUCAUUAAAUGCUCUGUCUCCUACUGUCCCCGUCCGCUAACUGUGGCUUGGUUUGUUGUUUUAAAGGAGAGUGUAGCUACUCCCAUGCCCAAAAAAGCACAAGGGUAUAAGAUGCUGCGUCAGCCGCCAGGCAUCAGUGUGCGCCUGGAGCUGUGCUGUCUGCCAGGGGCUCCCCUGUCUCCCCACCCCAGAGUUAGCAGCAGCAGGUAGAGAGGCCCCAGGGAGACAGUGGGUCUUCCCCCGGUCCCCCACCCCAGUGACGUGCCUUUUCUUUCUCGGUCUGUAAAUGUGCAGGAAUGUGAUGUCAGGUUCCAGGUCUGCCCUCGCUUCUGCUUGCUUUUUACUUUUUUGGUGGCUUUGGGGGAAGUACAGAUUCACAUUACAGCCAAGGCUGCCCUAGAACUCAAUAUAUAGCCAGCACUGGCCUCAAAUUUAGAGCGGUCCCCCGCCUCAACUUCCUGAGAGCUGGGAUCACAGGUACCACUGUGCCUAGCUCCUUUCUCAGCUCUACGGAAUGAAAAGUUCAGGUCUCGAAUCUGCGUUCUAAACGGACCGUAGCAGUUACGAAGUUAUGAGUUAAAGAAGGUGUGGGCUGUUACUUCUUCAUGAACGUGGCUUUAGGUGAAAGCAGGGAAUGAAGAGGAUGAUGUCGGAGUACCAGGUUCUGCCAGCCUCGUCAGGCUUCUAGACAGGAGGAACUGUAGUAGCGGUCUUGAGUUUAGCCUGGGUAAGUCUGGUAGUGUUUCUGCAGAGUGCAGUGGCUAGACAGACCUGCUGGUGUCUCCUGCCCUUGCUGUUCCCAGGGUGGCUAAUCACAUGGGUGGGGCACAAGGGCUGUCCACAGCUAGAUCUGGCUGCUGGCGGUGCUAGGACUGGGGGUGUUGAACUUUAAGCUGUGCGUGGAACCCCAGCCCUGUGGCCUGGUUAGAAGAGCCUGGGAAGCAAGCGCACAGGGCUGGAGCUGGGGCUUCCUGGAACCAAAGAGCGAUGUCUGGAAUCAAGUGUGACUUACGUGCUGACUCUGGACUUGAAUGCUGUGGGUUGGGGCCCAACUCCACCUGCUGAGAUUUCUUUUCUUGGAAAUUAGUAUUCCAGAAACGUGGGAUUUAUUUCUCCCUUUUGGCCCUCAGGCCUGAGGAGGGGUGUGGACAGGGGCGAAAGCAGCUCUCCGAGGUGGGCACUCUGUCAGGACUCACCACUGUCAGAGCCAAUUGAGGGACUGAGUCAACUACAAUACACACCCAAGUGAUUGCUCACCACCAGGCCUCACACAAAUGGCCAUUUUUAAAUUUUCCAAAGUUAAGAGAAAAUUUUGGAAUCAGGUGUGGUACACACCUGUAAUCCCAGCAAUCAGGAGAGGAGGCAGGAGAAAUGCUGUGAGUUUGAAGCCAACCUAAACUAUACAGUAUGGGCAAGCCUGGCCUACAGAAUGAGAACCUGUCUCCAAAAAAAAAAAAAAAAACCAAAGGAUGACGACUUUAAACAAAAAAAUACACUGGGGAAUGAGAGUUUAAAAUCCCCCAAAUUUUUAAGAUUUGUAUGGAUUGGGACCAAAGCUUUUGUAUUUUCCAAAACAAAGCAAAAGUUGGAGCCCCUUGUCCUCCCUACACUAAUGUGAGUUAGGGGCAGCUCGGGGGCCUUGGACUGGACUGUACGAGAAGAACCCUACCUCACAGGGCUGUUGUGAGGUGUGGGAGGGAAGCCCUAGCACUGGGCCUGGCCAGCAAUGGACUCCAAUAAACACUAAAACUGAAAUGUC